GACCCGGCCCCGCCGCGGGGGGUGUCCCUCCCGCCGCCGCCGUCCGCGCGCCACUCCCGGGACGGAUCCUGUGCGUCGCGGGGCGCACCAUGGCGCGCCGGGCGGCCCUCGCGCUGCUCAUGCUUGGCCUGCUUGGCACCCAGGUGCCGGCCCGCGGCCAGGGUUUUGAUUUAUCGCAUGCCCUUGAUGACCACGACAAGAAACCCACUCCGGCCCCACCGAAACAAGCCAGCGAUGAUAACUUCAAUUUAGAAGAUGCCCUUGGUGGAGGGAACAAUGACCCAGUGUCACCCGAACCGCCCAAGCCAAAACCUCAUCCAAACCCCAAGCAUCCCGGCUCUUCUGAUGGCUUUUCGGAUUUGGACCUUACCGAUGGGACUUCAGAUGGAGGAGGCGGUGGUGGCGGAGACCAGAGGCAUGGCUCGGAUGAGCAGGCUGACUCCCCGGGGGUGGUCCCUGGCAUCGUGGGCGCCGUCGCAGUCGCCGUGGCCGGGGCCAUCUCCAGCUUCAUCGCCUACCAGAAGAAGAAGCUGUGCUUCAAAGAGAACGCUGACCAAGGCGAGGUCAACAUGGAGAACCAUCAGGGCGCCAACGCCGAGCCACCCGUUCAACAGACCCUUCUGGAGAAAUAGAAGGUCGACAGCCGAGUGAUUCAUAGCAGGAUCCCGAGCUCGCCUGCUGAGCCUCUC
Molecule: messenger RNA, 689 nt
Organism: Kogia breviceps (pygmy sperm whale)
Lineage: Eukaryota; Metazoa; Chordata; Mammalia; Artiodactyla; Physeteridae
Gene: CD99
Product: CD99 molecule (Xg blood group)
Biological process (GO): T cell extravasation; positive regulation of neutrophil extravasation; homotypic cell-cell adhesion
Cellular component (GO): plasma membrane
Source: RefSeq, a predicted model, not a curated record